CAUCCUCCCCACUGCUCCGGGGAAGGGCUGGCAGGGAUGCUAGGAGGUGCAUCGGCUGACAGACGAGGAGAUAUUCCAGCAACCUCCUUUUUUUUUUAAUUAUUCUGCUUUUGCGGUGGUUUAUUUUUCUUUCCCUGAGAUAAAGACUUGUUAGGAUUUCUUGCCGAUGCUUUUAAAACUUGCUAUGCAUUUCUUUAUCUGUAUGAGAUUUCCAUUUUUGCUGGGGAUUUACUCAACACACCAAACGCCUGGGAAGUUCCAGGGCAGGCGGCUGCAGUGAAUAUCUCAGCAUGCUCCUAAUUAGCCCCUGCCCGGCAGAUCGACACGCCGGCAGCAGGGACCGGCAGUCCACCUUGUCCUUGCUUAACUCUGUGCGGGAGUGGAAAGCUGCCGGCCGAUCCCGCCGACCGGGCUAGCAUGACUGUGCUCCACUUGCACCUGUACCUCACUGCCUUGGGCUUCUGGAUGACACAGCAGUCCAGCUCCUUCCUGCUGCCCAAUGCCACCGAGCUCCUGUCCCCCGCCAGGGGCAGAGCUGCGGGCCUGCUGUGGGGCAUGGGGGUCCCCCGGAGCCGUCGGAAGCGAUACCUCUCCCCCCAUGACAUGAACGUGAUUUUGGACUACCACAACCAAGUGCGAGCACAGGUUUCCCCCCCCGCUGCCAACAUGGAGUAUAUGGUGUGGGACGAGCGGCUGGCCAGGGCAGCGGAGGCGUGGGCUGCGCGCUGCCUGUGGGACCACGGCCCCCCCCAGCUAAUGAAAUACAUGGGGCAGAACCUCUCCAUCCACUCGGGCAGGUACCGCUCUGUUGUGGACAUGGUGAAAUCGUGGCACCAGGAGAAGCAGCACUACUCCUUCCCCCACCCCCGCGAGUGCAACCCCCGCUGCCCCUCCAAAUGCAGCGGCUCUGUCUGCAGCCACUAUACACAGAUGGUGUGGGCAUCCUCCAGCCGUCUGGGCUGUGCCCUCGGUGCCUGCACCAACGUGCGGGUGUGGGGCAGCACGUGGCGGCACGCCGUCCUCCUCGUCUGCAACUACGCCAUCAAGGGCAACUGGCUGGGAGAAGCGCCAUACAAGUUGGGGCGGCCGUGCUCAGCCUGCCCCCCCACCUAUGGUGGGGGCUGCUCCAACAACAUGUGCUUCACCGGACUCAAAUCCAACCAAGUCAGCUGGUUCUAGGGCUGCAGCCCCACGAGGAGCCCCCAGCAAUGGGGACAGCGUGAACCAGAAUUAUUUAUAACACUGACCCUCCCCAGCAGCCUGGCUGUCCAACCUGCUUCAUCCCUAGUGCCAUGUAGGAAACUGCUUUUUUUAACACACCUUUCCAGCAGUGCUUGCGUUGUCCGGCUGCUUCCCACUUUGGGGGAAAUAGGGAUGGUUCAGAUCCCUGUUACCUGAAAUAGGGACAGUUCAGGGAUGCAUGGAGGGAGCAGGGCUGGCUGGCAUGGUCCCCGCUCCGUGGGCUUGGGGGGCUUUCCCCACUGCCCCCUGCCUGUGCUAAGGCAGAGGCUGGUGUAAGCGAAUACCAAGACGUUCCCCUCAUGGCGAGUGGCUGGAGGAGAAGUGGGGAGCUCCAAGCGUGCCCCCGCUCCACAGCAAUCCCUCCUGCCACAGGGCCCUCUGCUCCGAGCCCCCCAAUAAAGCAGCUUGGAGACCCC
Messenger RNA from Harpia harpyja (harpy eagle), 1658 nucleotides. It is a transcript of the gene R3HDML, whose product is annotated as R3H domain containing like. The coding region runs from base 418 to 1179 and encodes 253 amino acids. The transcript is spliced from 6 exons. The record is from RefSeq and is a predicted model, not a curated record. NCBI's taxonomy places the organism in Eukaryota, Metazoa, Chordata, Aves, Accipitriformes, Accipitridae.